GGUAACCCCAGGUGUGUGUGUGAGAGAGGGAGAAAGUCUACAGCCAUGAGUAAUCCUUUUGCACACAUAGUUGAGGCUCUGGACCCAAACAACCCCGACCACAAGUUCUACAACCUCUCAAAGCUUGAAGACCCCAGAUAUGGUAGGAUUUCAAAGUACCAUAACCACUUUGGUAAUUGUUGGUGUGCAUGGUUGGUGUACAAGGCUAAAUUCAGGAAAUGUACUGACAUUUUGUUAAUUUCAGUAAAUGCUCAAGCUAGAUUUAUUCUGAUUCAUGAAUUACAUUUCAGUGAAUUUUUGCACUUUCAUGAUUUUUUUACUUCAACCCUGAUGGUUGAUAUGAAAUGCUUCCCUCCUCCUGCAGACCGUCUGCCAUUCUCCAUCCGUGUGCUGCUUGAGUCGGCUGUGAGGAACUGUGAUGGGUUCUUGGUGAAGCAGUCAGACGUGGAGAGCAUCCUGAACUGGAAGCAGACCCAGACUCAAAGCGUGGAGGUGCCGUUCAGACCUGCCAGGGUCAUCCUACAGGACUUCACGUGAGUCUGACCACAUGGUGUAUCUAUUCUACAGGUGUGCUCAUGUGAAAUCUUUAAUGGUAAAAUAUGCAGUGGUAAUAUCUGUAUUAUAAACUGGGAGAAGCUGAUCGGGAGGUAUCCAAAUUGAGGUGGCUUUUCUUUCUCUUUAAGGGGUUGCUCUGAAUCGCGAACUGAUUUAUAUUCUAACUUGUGUCCCGUCUGUCUCUCUCCCCUUGCAGUGGAGUGCCUGCAGUAGUGGACUUUGCUGCGAUGCGCGACGCCGUAAAGAAGCUGGGGGGAGAUCCAGAGAACAUCAACCCAGUCUGUCCAGUGGACCUUGUCAUCGAUCAUUCCAUCCAGGUGGACUUCAACAAGGAGUAAGUCUGGGGGGGGGGGGGGUCAGAUUUAUCAAAGGGUUGUGUGUGUGUGGGGGGGGGGGGGGGGGGGUCAAUGAAAGUAGGGCUGAACGUCAUAAUUCGGUGAAUUUCCAUUCAGGAGGAAUUGUAGUGGAUUAUAAUUGAAUGAAUACUGGUAAUUUCAGUGACAACUGCUAUACAUAGGCUAAUUGGUACCUUUUACUACAUAUUUAUGAAGCAAACAAAGGCCUCUGUGUAAGUACAGAGUGGUGUGUUUAGUGGACUUUGCUCUUAAGAGACUUAGUGGAGCCUGUAGAUUUCGACAUUACUGUAGACCACCAGUCGUCAUAAUGUUGCAUAACGCUGAAAAUAAUGACAUCUACAUUGUGACCAUGCUGAGUCUCCAAGCUGACAUUGUUGUAAAUAUGAACUGCUAUUUUGGCCCGAGAGGUGUAAAACUAUAAAGCAAAAUAUUCCAAAUUCCCGACACUGUUACUUACAGGUCAUCAUUUUGUGCUCAUUCUACUUUCAAGUAACCAUAUUAGGAGAUUGCAUUAUGACGUUUGUGUAAUUUUCAGUAGUCCAUUGUUGAUAUAGUCCCAAAAUGUUUAGCAUGUCAGCAAUCAAGUUUUCAAGACAUGUAACUUUCAAAAAACAGAAAUCAGGCCCAUAUUAUGCAUUUUGUAUCAUAUGAUGCAAAACGCAUCCUACGGGCCAGAUUUCUGUAUUUUGAAAGUUACAUAUCUUGAUUGCUGAAAUACUCCUCAACUCCUUUCCUUGAAGUUGUACUAUUAUGAGAACUGAUUACGACAAAUGUGUUAAAGAAAUUCAGAUUGAGUCAGGCCUGUAAUUACACUUCAAAAACAGUUUACAUUUUUCUUCUCCCAGGUCUGACAGCCUCCAGAAAAACCAGGACUUGGAGUUUGACAGAAACAGAGAGCGAUUUGAGUUCUUAAAGGUAUCCAAACCCUUUGUCUACCAUUCAAAACCUGUAGUUCAACUCAUAAGCCUCUCAUAAAGGCUUAUGGGCCACACAAUGUAUAACACACAUGGCCCUCUCUCAAUCAUAGCAAUAACAAUAUCUUGUAUAAAACCCAUAAGCCUCACUAAACUAUUGAUCUUGAUCUCCCUCCCGUUCAACAGUGGGGCUCCAAAGCAUUACGGAACAUGCGUAUCAUUCCCCCCGGUUCGGGGAUUGUGCACCAGGUCAACCUGGAGUACCUGGCCAGGGUGGUGUUUGACCAGGACGGUUACUACUACCCUGACAGCCUGGUGGGCACUGACUCCCACACCACCAUGAUCAACGGUCUGGGCGUGUUGGGCUGGGGUAAUGACUAGCUUGGAUUAUGUACACUGUUAAAAAAGAUAAAUGGGACAGACUCAAAUAAUUUGCUAAUGGCGUUAAAGGGAUAGUUCACCCAAAUUACAAAAUUACUGUUUUUUUUUGGUUCCAAAUGGACAAUACUUAGCUACCAAUAAACCAAACCCCAAAUGUAGUUGAGCAAAUAUGAGCUAUCUAGCCUUGCUACUGGAUGUGCCCAGAGCUGGAAUAAAUCCUGUCGGACAUGUUUGUCUGUAGGUGUGGGCGGGAUCGAGGCGGAGGCCGUCAUGCUGGGCCAACCAAUCAGCAUGGUGCUCCCCGAAGUCAUCGGCUACAGGCUACAGGGCACCCCCAACAAGUUAAUCACCUCCACCGACAUCGUCCUCACCGUCACUAAGGUAACUGGUUACACGGUUUGCAUGACUAUGUGGCCACUUUUUAUCUAUGGACAUCUCUUUUGGACAAAUCUGUCUAAUCAAUAUAGCUCAAGGCAUGAAAUGAUUCAACAAAGUAGCCCUGUCAAUGCAAUUCAUUUGGAGAAUGGUGUUGAUUUGAUACUUGGAAAAACUGACUUGCUCUAAGGGGAUAGAAAAAUGACAACAGUUUCAUUCCACCAGUGUAUGUCAUAUAGAACCGCUGUUUGUCUGAGUGUCCCAUGCUCUCCCUCUGUCCACAGCACCUGCGCCAGGUCGGCGUCGUGGGGAAGUUUGUGGAGUUCUUCGGCCCAGGUGUGGAAGCCCUGUCCAUUGCCGAUCGAGCCACCAUCGCCAACAUGUGCCCAGAGUACGGCGCCACUGCAGCUUUUUUCCCUGUGGACCACAUCAGUGUUCAGUAUCUAAAGCAGACAGGUGAGAUAUCCACACUAAUGCACAUGAGCACCACUUAUCUAUAUUUACAAUGUGCAUUUCUGAUUCCGAUGGAAAGCAAUACAGAUAUUACAUCGGCCGCUUUUUAAAUUGCAAACUUUCAAAUAGCCUUUGAAUGUUACACCACCUACUUAGCUUAAUAACUUUUCUCCUUUUGUAACUGCAAAAACUUUUCUGAAUACAUUUUAAAUGUAAAAAGGGGCUGACAAUAGUAGUAUUAAAAACUGAGGGAACUGUAGAUGUAGCUGUUACCUUUCGUGGCAAAGUCAAAUAAUUCACCUCAUGUCUGGAUUCUUAUAAUAAUAUAAUAAUAAUAUGCCAAUUAGCAGACGCUUUUAUCCAAAGCGACUUACAGUCGUGCGUGCAUACAUUUUUUUGUGUAUGGGUGGUCCCGGGGAUCGAACCCACUACCUUGGCGUUACAAGCGCCGUGCUCUACCAGCUGAGCUACAGAGGACCUCUUCAUUUUCUUUUUUCCUCAUCCCCCUUUCCCCUGCUCCCUCUGCUCAGGGAGAGAUGCUGAGAAGCUGGAUUACAUCACCAGGUAUCUGAAAGCAGUCGCCAUGUUCAGAGACUACAACAACUCCUGCCAGGACCCCGAUUUCACCCAGGUACUCGAUUCCACACUGGAUCUUUUUCAAACCCCUUUGGAAAUUAGGACUUGUAGUUUCUGGACGUAUUUGAUUCAAGAUUGUCAGGCAUGCUAGACUAGUUAUGGAAACUUUGGGAAGUCAUUCAGUUUUGAAAAAUGAUUUGACAAAGUGUAUGGCUGGAAUGUAUUUGUAAAAUGAUUGGCAGGUCUCCCGUUUUAAUCUCCUCCUUUUGCUUUCUGUCUCAUUCGGAUUGUCCCUCUACACCUCCUUCUCUCUCUCCAUCCUAUGCAGGUGCAUAAGCUGGACCUUAGCACCGUGGUCCAGUGCUGCAGUGGUCCCAAGAGGCCUCAGGACAGGGUGGCUGUGUCUGACAUGAAGACUGACUUUGAGGCCUGCCUGGCUGCUAAGGUAAUGACAACACCCGCUUCCCACGGACAUUUUGGUAUCUACAUGCUGAUAGCAUCCUGUUAUCUCAAGUCCUUCCCUUUAUAUUUGCAUGUGUGGAUGAGGUGUGCACAGAGUUAGAAACCCUAGAGGUUGGUACAAAAGACUGAUAACAUGCAACAUUUGAAAGUAGUCAACUGGUUGGGACUUCAUAUGGGUUAAGGAGAGAUGAUAUAAUUCCAUCCAGGUCAGUAGGAGGGAUCAUGCUAGAGGUGAGCCCACUAGCUUUUCUAACUCUGUGGACUUGUGUCAUUGCAGCAAGGCUUCAAGGGUUUCCAGGUGACUCCGGAGCGUCACCACGUGAAGGUUCCAUUCCAGUACAAUGACAAGGAGUACAGCCUCUCCCACGGCUCGGUGGUCAUCGCUGCCAUCACCAGUUGCACCAACACCAGCAACCCCUCUGUUAUGCUGGGGGCUGGUACGUAUCCCUCGCCCCAUACCUCAUACCCUGCGCUAUCUGGGUUGUGUUCAUUAGACACCAAACAGGGAGGGACUACCUGGACUCCAAAAAUAAACUUGAAUUUACGUUUUCUGUUGCAAAAACGUUUUCUAAAGUUUUCCGUUACGUGCCCCAAUGAACACGCCCCAGCUAUCAGCGGAUGUAAUUUGACUAAUAUCUGGGAAGUUGCUCAGUCAAUAAGGUUGAAUUGGUUCUGCGUUGCUUUUCAGGUCUCCUGGCGAAGAAGGCCAUCGAGGCUGGUCUGAGCAUGAAGCCCUACAUCAAGACCAGUCUGUCGCCCGGCAGCGGAGUGGUCACCUACUACCUAAAGAAGAGUGGCGUCAUGGACUACCUCUUCCAGCUCGGGUAAGGCACUCCUUCCUGAAGACUGACUAAUUAUCUGGAAAUGAAGGGGUACAGCUCAAAAGUUUAACUUUAACCGCCUUCAUUUCAGGAUGACGGUGUGUGAUUUAUUUAAGCAAUAAGGCCUGAGGAGGUGUGGGAUAUGGCCAGUAUACCACAAACCACUGAGGUGCCUUAUUGCUAUUAUAAACUGCUUACCAAAGAUAAUAAACAUUUUUUUUGGUCAUGUUAUACGAUCUGAUAUACCACGGCUAAAUGUGUAUGUGACCAAUAAAAUGUGAUUUGAUCAGCAUUCAGGGCUCGAACAACCCAGUUUAUAACUUCCUUUUUGUUGGUAUAUAAUGGUAUUUUUUCCCCCCGUCAGGUUUGAAGUGGUGGGUUAUGGCUGCAUGACAUGUAUAGGCAACAGUGGGCCCCUCCCAGAGCCUGUGGUGGAGGCCAUUACUCAGGUAACUACUAACUUUUAACAUUUACACCCACACCUGGGUUGUGUUCAUUAGGGCAUGCAGGGGGGGGGGGGUCCAGUCCAGUCCAUGUAAACCCCCCUCCUGUUUCAGUACAUUUUCUUCAUUUGGGUGCCUAAUGAACACGACCCUGCAUGGUCAAUAGCUACAGCUCCUCACUCGUUCCUCUACCUUCAGGGAGAUCUGGUAGCCGCUGGGAUCCUAUCAGGUAACAGGAACUUUGAGGGGCGUGUCCACCCCAACACACGAGCCAAUUACCUGGCCUCUCCCCCCCUGGUCAUUGCCUACGCUAUCGCCGGAACCGUGAGGAUUGACUUUGAUACAGAGCCCAUUGGUGAGUGUCCUCAAACCCACGCCGUGAAUUGGCAAUGGUUCUGUAGUUUUUCUAUAUAGCAUUCACACCAGUGGAGGCUGUAAUGGCUGGAAUAAAAUGAAUCGAGUGGUACCGUUCCAUUUAUUCCAUUCCCCCCCAUUACAAUGAGCCAAUCCUCCGAUUUAAAGUGACACCAGCCUUCACUGGUUCAUAUGAACACUGUUCUUGGAGCUCUGAAGACGUUUAAGGAGAUUGGGCCGUCGGUGCUGAUACUGCUUUCUGUUGUUCCUCUCUCGCCUCUGGUUUCAUGGUGUAGCUCUGAACAACGAAGGGAAGGAGGUUUUCCUGAGGGACAUCUGGCCCACACGGGAGGAGAUCCAGGCUGUGGAGAGAGAGUUUGUCAUUCCUGCUAUGUUCAAAGAGGUUUAUGAGAAGAUUGAGGUAAACUCAGCUCUUUGGAUAUUAAUAUUCUAUGAUUUUCCCCUGGUUUGAUUGUGUAGACAAGUUGAUUAGUGGGGCUACUUUUUCAAGGUAUUGGUUAGUAAAUUUGUGUAGAGAGCUGUUGGUGUUGUAGUUUGAUAUGGGACUGUUCUACCCUGCUCCGCCCUGGCAGAAAGUGAAUGAACGCUGGAACGCCCUCAACGCCCCCUCAGACAAGCUGUACACCUGGGACCCCAAGUCCACCUACAUCAAGUCUCCACCCUUCUUCGAUGGACUGGUACAACACACUAACCUAAUGCUGUCGUUGUAAUGUCUGAGUUCUUUCCCAUAGGAUUUCAGGUGACACUGUUUUAUCUCUUAAAGGGAUAGUUCAGCGAAAGUACAUAUUUGUUUCCAAGAAGUCUAUGGACAAGGAGAGACUGCAAUCAACAACUAGACACUUUUACCAACUGCUAAUAUUAUAAAGUCAUUGUCAUUCAUGCAAUUCUGCAGAACUAUCCCUUUAAACUUUCUGUGUUUUAUUCAGACCAAGGAGCUACAGACCCCCAAUUCCAUAACUAAUGCUUACGUGCUGCUGAACUUCGGCGACUCUGUGACCACGGACCACAUCUCUCCUGCUGGGAACAUCGCUCGAACCAGUCCUGCAGCACGCUACCUGACCAGUAGAGGGUGAGAGAUGGGAGGCAGUCACUAGUUCACAUUACUAAUAGUCUUUUUCAUACUACUGAGCUAAGCUGUACUGCACUUGCCUGGUAAUACAUCCCCCAUGGCUGGAACCGUGCAGGAAAGGACCAUGUGGAACGAAAAUAUCCCAACCAGCAGAGUAUACAUUUCUGGUCCGCAUGAUGGUGUGAAAUUGAAUGAUGGGUUUUUUAGUAUGUUUAUGUUAGAGUGAAGUUGUUAGAGUGAAGUUGUAUGAAGGGUCAAAGGUAUAAUCUUUAUCUCUUAUCCUCUGCCCUGGCAGUUUGAACCCACGUGACUUCAACUCGUACGGAUCUCGGCGUGGCAACGAUGCUGUAAUGGCCCGAGGAACAUUCGCCAACAUCCGUCUCUUCAACAAGUUCCUGAACAAGCAGGCUCCGCGCACCCUGCACUUACCUUCUGAUGAAACGGUAAGGCCCUGGAACAACCCAUAACGUAGCAACUGUCAAUAAUGUCAUAACCUUUUCUCUUAUAAUGUAAUACAUCUCUGGAUAAUGUUAUAACUUAUUACAUCAUCUGGUGGCUAUUAUCUUAUCAGAUGAGUAACAUACAUUUUAUAACAUACAUUUAUUAUAUAUUUAGAGUUCUUGUAUUUUGACCGCAUAUUAGUUUCCUUGUAUGGCUGUUAAAUGUACUCUGGUUGUCCACAUGAAUCAAUGUGUGUAUAUAUUCAGUAUAUUCUUGGGUUGUCUGUUUCUCUGUACAGAUGGAUGUGUUUGAUGCUGCUGAGCGCUACCAGAAGGCUGGCCUCCCCCUCAUGAUCCUGGCUGGGAAGGAGUAUGGAUCGGGCAGCUCCAGAGACUGGGCCGCUAAAGGUCCCUUCCUCCUGGUCUCUCCUCUUAUCAUAACCGUGUUGUCUUUUGAUAUGUUAUCUAUUAUACGUUAUUACGUUAUCUUUUUAACAUUACCGCUUGACAAUGUAUGACGAUGUAGAUUAGAAGAAUUUAUGGGAAUUUGGGAAAAGGGAUUUGAAUGCCAUUGCCUGUAUGAUACUUUCCAUCAGCUAAGAUAUGAUUCUGCUGGGCUGUGUGGAUUCUUUAUUUCACUUUAUUGAACAAACAUUAGACAAUUCAAAGUAGGGACAAUGUACACAGAACCCAUAAACACCAGGUGGCACCAAGACAAAGACAAAAAGUUAAGAAAAUACAAUUUAGAUGAUGCAAGGCUCUUGUAUAAUAAUAAUAAUAAUAAUUAUUAUUAUUAUUAUUUAUUCAACUUGUAUAGCGCUUUUCAAGGAAUGUCAAAGCACAUUAAGACAAGUCAUUUAGAAAAGCAACAUCAUGAGCUGGACAUUCAUUAAAACGUUUAUGGCUUGACUGGUCAUCUGAGGGAGUUGGUCAAGCUGGGAGAGAAAGUCUGGAGACAGGCAGGCAGGAAGCAAGGUCUCAUCAGGGUAUCUCGCUGUCUCUGGCUUUUCCGUAGUAGAACUCAGUCAGAUUAAGUUUGAGCUAAGCCACUGCAGUCUAUGGACUCUGUAGUAUGUAGCUAGCUACAGUGAGGGAAAAAAGUAUUUGAUCCCCUGCUGAUUUUGUACGUUUGCCCACUGACAAAAAUUAUCAGUCUAUAAUUUUAAUGGUAGGUUUAUUUGAACAGUGAGAGACAGAAUAACAACAAAACAAUCCAGAAAAACGCAUGUCAAAAAUGUUAUGAAUUGAUUUGCAUUUGAAUGAGGGAAAUAAGUAUUUGACCCAUCUCAAUCUGAAAGAUUUCUGGCUCCCAGGUGUCUUUUAUAUAGGUAACGAGCUGAGAUUAGGAGCACACUCUUAAAGGGAGUGCUCCUAAUCUCAGUUUGUUACCUGUAUAAAAGACACCUGUCCACAGAAGCAAUCAAUCAAUCAGAUUCCAAACUCCACCAUGGCCAAGACCAAAGAGCUCUCCAAGGAUGUCAGGGACAAGAUUGUAGACCUACACAAGGCUGGAAUGGGCUACAAGACCAUCGCCAAGCAGCUUGGUGAGAAGGUGACAACAGUUGGUGCGAUUAUUCGCAAAUGGAAGAAACACAAAAUAACUGUCAAUCUCCCUCGGCCUGGGACUCCAUGCAAGAUCUCACCUCUUGGAGUUGCAAAGAUCAUGAGAACGGUGAGGAAUCAGCCCAGAACUACAUGGGAGGAUCUUGUCAAUGAUCUCAAGGCAGCUGGGACCAUAGUCACCAAGAAAACAAUUGGUAACACACUACGCCGUGAAGGACUGAAAUCCUGCAGCGCCCACAAGGUCCCCCUGCUCAAGAAAGCACAUACAGGCCCGUCUGAAGUCUGAAUGAUUCAGAGGAGAACUGGGUGAAAGUGUCGUGGUCAGAUGAGACCAAAAUCGAGCUCUUUGGCAUCAACUCAACUCGCCGUGUUUGGAGGAGGAGGAAUGCUGCCUAUGACCCCAAGAACACCAUCCCCACCGUCAAACAUGGAGGUGGAAACAUGCUUUGGGGGUGUUUUUCUGCUAAGGGGACAGGACAACUUCACCGCAUCAAAGGGACAAUGGGCGGGGCCAUGUACCGUCAAAUCUUGGGUGAGAACCUCCUUCCCUCAGCCAGGGCAUUGAAAAUGGGUCGUGAAUGGGUAUUCCAGCAUGACAAUGACCCAAAACACAAGGCCAAGGCAACAAAGGAGUGGCUCAAGAAUAAGCACAUUAAGGUCCUGGAGUGGCCUAGUCAGUCUCCAGACCUUAAUCCCAUAGAAAAUCUGUGGAGGGAGCUGAAGGUUCGAGUUGCCAAACAUCAGCCUCGAAACCUUAAUGACUUGGAGAAGAUCUGCAAAGAGGAGUGGGACAAAAUCCCUCCUGAGAUGUGUGCAAACCUGAUGGCCAAUUACAAGAAACGUCUGACCUCUGUGAUUGCCAACAAGGGUUUUGCCACCAAGUACUAAGUCAUGUUUUGCAGAGGGGUCAAAUACGUAUUUCCGUCAUUAAAAUGCAAAUCAAUUUAUAACAUUUCUGACAUGCGUUUUUCUGGAUUUUUUUGUUGUUAUUCUGUCUCUCACUGUUCAAAUAAAACUACCAUUAAAAUUAUAGACUGAUCAUGUCUUUGUCAGUGGGCAAAUGUACAAAAUCAGCAGGGGAUCAAAUCCUUUUUUCCCUCACUGUAGCUACUCCGUAUAAUUAAGAGUUUGAUGGAGGCUGGGCUGCAGGGACCCCAAUGUUACUUCCCUGAUACCCCUCCUCUGUGCCCCUCUCCCAGGGAAUCAAGGCAGUACUGGCGGAGAGCUACGAGCGAAUCCACCGCAGUAACCUGGUGGGCAUGGGGGUGAUUCCUCUGGAGUACCUGUCUGGGGAAACAGCAGACAGCCUGGGGCUGACAGGACACGAGCGCUACACCGUGGUCAUUCCUGAGCCACUCACACCCAGGAUGAUUGUUGACAUUAAGGUUGGUUUGCCUGGUGAUAGAAUGGUAUGGGAUGGGAAAUACUGGACUGAGGAAGGGUUAACAAUCAUUCAUAUGGUCAAUUUUGCAGAGUUUCUAGAUCCUUUCAUGAUAAAGCUAACAAAUGAAACUUAGUAGUUUCUGUUAACUUUCUGUACUGUAUAUUGUGAUUCUGUCAUAGUUUAGUAAGUGGCAAUACUUUGUAUAAAGUAAUGUGCUUCUAAUGUAGUCAUGUUUUACUAGUACUCUGUAGUAUACUUAGCUAGGUAGUUUACUCCUGGAGCAUAUGGCAUCAACAACAGUUCAUCCUAAUAUCCUACCACUGUCUGUUUCCUUUCCAUCACAGCUCGACACGGGCAAAACAUUCCAGGUGAGGAUGAGGUUCGACACGGACGUGGAGCUGACGUACUUCCACAACGGAGGCAUCCUGAACUACAUGAUCCGCAAGAUGUCUGAGAACUAGAGAGAGCACGCCGUCGGGACCAAGUCAUGCUGAACACGCACAUCCUUCGUGUAGACGGCGAUGCAGAACGCACUGAGUCCCCCCUCUCUGUUUCUGUUUGAUUUUAACAUUGUUUAGGUCAUUCAUUGGUUUUAGUGCAUUAAUCGACCACAGUGCUGGUUCCAUGCUUGAUCCAGUGCAAGUCAGAAUGAUGGAAUUGAGUCAGAAGAACCCCACAGCACAUUUAACACUUUCUUAAUCAAGCCCAGCUAAAGUGUUUGAAAGAUAAAUACUUUUUAAACCCAGGUCUCGUAUAAUGUGACAUUAGUACAGUAACCACCCUACCUCUUUGUCGCCAAACCAGUGGUCCACCCACCCUCAUUCCUCCGUCCAUGCUAACAUUAGCUAGCCAUGCACACAAACCUAGUCUGCCCUGGUUGGCUGUCUUGUCCAGUUGUUACCAUCGUUGGUUCAAAGCUGCCAUUCACUGUCAUCUGUUCCGACCAGGGUUGUAUUUGUUGAUUUCAUGUCUUAUUAUAUGUCAUUGUGUCAUUUUACAAACUGCUGCUGUGGUGGAGCAGACAGGCUGCUUCUGAAAUGGAGCCCUAUUCCAUAUAUAGUGCACUACUUUUGACCAAAAUGUGUGCACUAUAUAGGGAAUAAGGUGUUCAACCCAGACACUGUAAUAGG
Messenger RNA from Coregonus sp. 'balchen', 11297 nucleotides. Lineage: Eukaryota; Metazoa; Chordata; Actinopteri; Salmoniformes; Salmonidae. The record is from the annotation of a GenBank genome assembly.